UGUGGGUUGCCGUAGUGACAGGAAGUAGGAAUAUGCUACGAGAUUUUAUUUGCUAAUUUUGGUUUAAUAAUGGCACAAUUAUUUUAUAACAAUAAGUUACAUGGCAUUUCAGUUAAUGUUUGUUUGUAAAAUUACCGGUGCUUAAAAGAAAACUAUAUUUGUAUUAAGUCAUGGAAAUGCAUGACCCGGAAGUGUGUGUUGUCAGUAGCGGGAGAGAACGGACACAAGAGAAGGCAGAGAGAAACGAAAUCGUCGAUAAAAGACUCAAAUCUACUAACGAUAUUCUACUACUGGUCAACAGGCGCACACGUUUUCACGGUGUUCCAGGUGUUCCAUUGAUGAUCCGUGCAUCGUUUAUGAUCUGUAAAAGAAAUAAAUGUCUGUGGACAUCAGUACGAAGCGUGAAGUCCUUUUGAGCAGACCAGAGUAGCUACAGUGAAAACGUGACCUGAUUCAUCGCACCGAGGGGGCGUUAUAGCGACACGUGACCUGAUACGGCGCACUGAGGCGGCUUCACCCUGCAUCCACAAGGCGGCGCCAGAGUUCUUCACAUCCUGCCGCAAGCUACAGGCUUCAGAGUUCAACUGCGGGAGUAAGAUCAAGUCCAAAUGCGCAUCCUAUGGUCAGAUUGUGUAAUUAAACGGCCUCUGCUACUGAUGGAUGAAUAAGAGUUGAAUAAACACAAAAUGACUUCCAAUGAUAAUCCCUUGUUACAAAAUGAUAGCCAUAUUAACCAUGAGCCUCAAGAGCAAGGCAAACAAUGUACAGAAGCAGAUGUAAGACCAAAAGAAACUGUAAAGUAUGCUGUAACUGAUCAAGCUAAAACAGAGAUUAGAAAAUCCUCCCGUGAAAGACAUUUUACACCUAAAAUGCAGGAGCUAAAAGAGCAAGAAUUGGUCCAAAAGGAAAGAAAGUUCCAGUCAGUCUACGACAAGUGGAAAAUUAAAGUAAGAGACAUUCGCACAAGAUUAAAGGAAGAAUGCCCAGAAAAAGACUUAUACAGCAUGAUGGAUGAUGUUGAAUUGUUUGAUUCUGAAUUGAAAGAACUGUAUGACGAUAUCAGAAAGCAAACAGCCCCAAAUCAAGAAAUUCGGAGGAAAGUUGAUGCAUGCUCUGCUGUAACUUUGGACUUGAUGCGGUUAAUGAGAGUACGGCUAACAGAGGAUGCAAGUGAGUUUGAUGCGGUAGCAGAAAAGGCAAGAUUACGCAUGCUCCUUGACAAUGAAUAUGCCAGAUCAAUAUAUGGAUCUACCACCUCCAGAGUAACUGCACGCAGCCCUCAUUCUGACCAUUUCUCAGAGUCAACCAGCAUCUCUCACAAGAGAGCCGAGACAGCCGCACAGCUAGCUGCAAAGAAAGCUGAAAUUGAAAUGGAAGAUGCUAUUGAAGCUCAUCGUCAACAACUGAAAAGGCUUGAAAACCAAAGAGACAUUGAAGUAAUGCAAGCAAAGCUGAAGGUUUACACUGAAGAGGAGAUCAAAGACAAAAAUGAGAAAUGUGCACAUGGUAAAGUAAGUUCUAGCCUGUCCACCUCUUAUAUUGAAUGUCACAGUGAUGCCCAGCCAGUCACAAAAAAUGAGUCAGCCAUUGUGCAGGCAGUUCAAGAGUCAAUAGCUCUUACUCGGUUACCUGCUCCAGAGCCUACUGUGUUUUAUGGUGACCCUCUAAAGUUUAUAGAGUGGAGCACAAGCUUUAAAGCUCUUAUAGAAAGACGCUGCUCAAAUCCUGCAGACAGGCUAUUUUACCUGCAAAGAUACAUUGCAGGAGAGGCAAAAUCCACACUUGAAGGCAGCUUCUACCGGAAAGAUGAAGAAGCCUAUAAGCAAGCAUGGGACAGGCUCGAUGCAAGAUAUGGACAUUCAUUUAUAGUGCAACGUGCUUUUAGAGAGAAACUUAACAAAUGGCCAAAAAUUGGUGGAAAAGAGUUUGUCAAACUGAGAGAGUUCAGUGAUUUCCUGCAAACAUGUAGCAAUGCAAUGCCUCACAUAAAAGGUCUACAAGUGCUAAAUGACUGUGAGGAGAACCAGAAGUUGCUGGUCAAACUCCCAGAUUGGAUAACAUCCAGGUGGAAUCGCUAUGUAACAGAACAGCUAGAUCAAGUUGGAUUGCUGAUAGGCUAUGACUGCUCCAGAGCCCUAGCUCCCAGAGAGGUCAUCACUGGUGGCAGCAACGAGCCUUAUGCUGUAAGAACAGACCUAGGCUGGAGCAUUGUAGGAGGGGCACCGCAGUUUGUCAAUGCAAGAGAUGUAACUGGUCUGUGUCAUCGUGUAUCUGUGAAAGAGCACCUCAAAGGGAAACUGGACAGAGAUCCCAAGUUUAAAGGUGAUUAUGUAAAGUUCAUGGAAGGAGUUCUCAGAGAUGGUGAUGCUGAAAAAGUGGACACACAGCCAACAACAGGAAAUGUCUGGUACAUACCACACCAAGGCGUUUAUCACCCACGAAAGCUGGACAAGAUCAGGGUGGUAUUUGACUGCUCUGCAAAGUUUAAAGGGACAGCUUUAAACGAUCAUCUGCUAACAGGGCCUGAUCUCACAAAUGGACUGACAGGAGUACUGUGCCGUUUUCGCAAGCACCCCAUUGCAAUCAUGUGUGAUGUGGAGAAGAUGUUUCAUAGGUUCCCCGUCAACUCAGAGGACAGAGACUAUUUGAGGUUUCUCUGGUGGGAAAAUGGGAACACAGACUCAGAGCCCUCAGAAUACCGAAUGAAAGUCCACCUCUUUGGGGCAUCCUCAUCCCCUGGCUGUGCUAAUUAUGGUAUGAAACAUCUGGCCAAUGAAAAUGAAAAAGAGUACCAGUUAGCAGCUAACUUUGUCCAAAAGCAUUUCUACGUGGAUGAUGGCCUUGUAAGUGUGGAAACUGUUGGAGAGGCAACUGAGCUUGUGAAAGAGGCUCAGGCUUUGUGUGCCAAAGGAAAGCUGCACCUUCACAAGUUUCUCUCCAACAACAGAGAUGUUCUAGACUCAGUCGAUGUGGCAGAACGUGCAGCUGAGAUAAAAGAUGUUGAGCUCAACUACAGUGACCUUCCAGUGCAACGAGUACUAGGUGUAAGGUGGAACGUAGAAAGUGACAACUUCUUCUUCCAAGGAAAAGAAUGUUGCAAGAAAUGUGUCAUAAGGGCAUUGGGUGGGAUGAUCCACUACCUACUGAACUGA
Messenger RNA from Archocentrus centrarchus (flier cichlid), 3152 nucleotides. RefSeq lists its product as uncharacterized. The record is from RefSeq and is a predicted model, not a curated record. Bases 687 to 3152 code for a protein of 821 amino acids. The transcript has 5 exons. Lineage: Eukaryota; Metazoa; Chordata; Actinopteri; Cichliformes; Cichlidae.